CUGCUUGGCCCCAAGUCACUAUGAUCUUAAUGACUGCUAGAGUAUGGAAGGAGUCAAAUUCAGAUUCUAAUGGGCUGAGGAGUGGGAGAUGAGGCAGUAAAGAUAGCAGGUGUAGACAACUUUCUCAAGAACUCUUGUUGCAGUGGGAGGAGAGGGAUGAGACAGUAGCUGGAAAAGGAGGUGAGAUUCAGGAAACACUUUUUAAAGAUAGGAAAAUCCAAGUAUGUCAAUGCUGACGAAAAGACAAGAAGCCAGGCUCAAUAAUGAAAGCCUGUAGUCUCAGCUACGUGGGAGGCUGAGGUGGGAGGAUCACUUGAGCCCAGGAGUUUGAGUCCAGCCUGGGCAACAUGGUGAAACCCUGUCUCAAAAAAAAAAAAAUGAGGGUAGGCUGAAGCUACUGAAAAGAGCAAUGAUAACCUGGGAAGGAUAACUGAGUGGACGAAAGAUGAUAUUGGCCAAGGAUAGGAAGGACACCUUCUUCAGUAUAACAGGAAGGAAAGUGAAAACAAUAGGUGUAGACAGGCCAAUCUCUAGUGUAGGGCAGACUGCUUCACCUACAACUAUGUUGUUCUGUUCUACACAGGUAGAUGUGGCCGUGUCAGUAGUUUUGGUUUGGUGGCAGGCAGCUGAGUUCAUUCCCGUCUGAUGGCUUCUAUUUUUUCUGUAAAGUUGGGGGUAAAGUCAUCUGUUAAGAGUUUAUGCAAAGUGAGGGAUGGAAGUCUGAAAUAGAUAAUGACAGUGGGAAAAGAAGCAUACUAAAGAAACACAGUGGCUGGGUGCAGUGGCUCAUGCCUGUAAUCGAGCACUUUAAGAGCUCCAGGUGGGCAGAUCACUUGAGGUCAGGAGUUUGAGACCAUCCUGGCCAAAAUGGUGAAACCCUGUCUCUACUAAAUAAAAAUUAGCUGGGUGUGGUGACACGCCCCUGUAAUCACAACUACUCUGGAGGCUGAAAUUAGAGAAUUGCUUGAAUCCAUGAGACGGAGGUUGCAGUGAGCCAAGAUCGCGCCAUUAAACUCUAGCAGUGAGCCAAGAUCGCGCCAUUAUCACUCUAGGUGACAGAGUGAUACUCCAUCUCAAAAAAAAUUUUUUAAAGGCCUGGCACAGUGGCUCACACCUGUAAUCCCAGCACUUUGGGAGGCCGAGGUGGGCGGAUCACCUGAGGUCAGGAGUUUGAGAUCAGCCUGGCCAACAUGGUAAAACCCCAUCUCUACUAAAAAUAUAAAAAUUAACCAGGCAUGGUGGUGGGCACCUGUAGUUCCAGCUACUUGGGAGGCUGAGACAGGAUAAUUGCUUGAACCCAGGAGGUGGAGGUUUCAGUGAGCCAAGAAUGCACCAUUGCACCCCAGCCUGGGCAACAAAAAGUGAAACACUGUCUCAAAAAAAAAAAAAAGAAAGAAAGAAAGGUGGCUCCCUGAAAUCCCAGCACUUUGGGAGGCUGAAGCGGGUGGAUCACCUGAGGUAAGGAGUUCGAGACCAACUUGACCAACAUGGUGAAACCCCAUCUCUACUAAAAAUACAAAAAUUAGCCGGGCAUGGUGGCAGGCACUAUAAUCUCAGCUACUCAGGAGGCUGAGGCAGGAGAAUUGCUAGAACCCGGGAGGAAGAGGUUGCAGUGAGCCGAGAUCGCGCCACUCACUCCAGCCUAGCUACAGAGUGAGACUCCGUCUCAAAAAAUAAUAAUAGGGGCCGGUAGCCGCCCCGCCCCAUGGGGCGCCACGGGCUGGUAUCGGCAGCGCCCACUGAGCCAGCCGGGCCGCAGGUGCCGCCCCCGACACACGAUGUCCCGCCCAAGCUGAUCAGCGCCUGCCGUCGGUCGGUGCGUGCAUGAGCCUCGUCGGUCCGCGUGUGUAUGGCCGAGAGCCCCUUUUCUCUUCCGCCAUGACGCCUCCGCCGCCCCCGACCCCAGGCCCUGACCCCGCGGCCGACUCCGCUGUGGAUCCCUGCCCCGGACCUGGGUCAUUGGUCGUCCUGUUUGGGGCUACGGCUGGUGCGCUGGGGCGGGACCUGGGCUCCGACGAGACCGACUUAAUCCUCCUAGUCUGGCAAGUGGUUGAGCCGCGGAGCUGCCAGGUGGGGACGCUGCACAAAUCUCUGGUUCGCGCGGAGGCGGCCGCAAUGAGUCCGCAGUGCCACGAGGUGAGCGGCCUGAGCACCGACAGCCUGGCGCAGGCAGAGCCGCUGGACAAGGGACUGCAGCAGUUCUCACAGCUGGUGAACGGGGAUGUGGCGCUGCUGGGCGGGGGCCCCUACGUGCUCUGCACUGAUGGGCAGCAGCUAUUGCGACGGGUGCUGCACCCAGAGGCCUCCAGGAAGAACCUGGUGCUCCCGACCUUCUUCUUCUACAACCUCCGAAGAGAAUUCCAUAUGCAGCACCCAAGCACCUGCCCUGCCAAGGACCUCACUGUGGCCACCAUGGCGAAGGAUUUAGGACUGGAGACAGAUGCCACAGAGGAUGACUUUGGGGUCUGGGAAGUGAAGACAAUGGUAGCUGUUAUCCUCUAUCUACUCAAAGAGCCCAGCAGUCAAUUGUUUUCGAAGCCUGAGGUGAUAAAGCGGAAAUAUGAAACAGGGCCUUGCAGCAAGGCUGAUGUGGUGGACAGUGAGACUGUGGUACCGGCUCGUGGGUUGCCCUGGCAGUCAUCAGACCAGGACGUGGCUCGCUUCUUCAAAGGGCUCAAUGUGGCCACGGGUGGUGUAGCGCUCUGCCUCAACGCCCAGGGCCACAGAAAUGGCGAGGCACUCAUCCGCUUUGUGGACCUAGCGCUGCUGAGACACAAGCACCACAUGGGCGUCCGCUAUAUUGAGGUGUAUAAAGCGACUGGGGAGGAGUUCGUAAAGAUCGCAGGGGGCACAUCACUAGAGGUGGCUCGUUUCUUGUCACGGGAAGACCAAGUGAUCCUGCGGCUGCGGGGACUGCCCUUCUUGGCUGGGCCAACGGAUGUGCUAGGCUUCCUGGGGCCAGAGUGCCCAGUGACUGGGGGUGCCGAAGGGCUGCUCUUUGUGCACCACCCUGACGGCCGGCCGACUGGUGAUGCCUUUGCCCUCUUUGCUUGUGAGGAGGUGGCACAGGCUGCACUGCGCAGGCACAAGGGCAUGCUGGGUAAGCGAUACAUCGAACUCUUCCGGAGCACUGCAGCGGAGAUGCAGCAGGUCCUGAACCGCUAUGCAUCCGGCCCACUCCUUCCCACACUGACUGCCCCACUGCUGCCCAUCCCCUUCGCACUGGCAGCUGGGACCGGGAGGGAUUGUGUACGCCUCCGAGGCCUGCCCUACACAGCCACUAUUGAAGACAUCCUGAGUUUUCUCGGGGAGGCAGCAGCUGACAUCCAGCCCCACGGGGUGCACAUGGUGCUCAACCAGCAGGGCCGGCCAUCGGGUGAUGCCUUCAUCCAGAUGACAUCAGCAGAGUGAGUCCUAGCUGCUCCUCAGCGUUGCCAUAAGAAGGUGAUGAAGGAGCGCUAAGUGGAGGUGGUCCCCUGUUCCACAGAGGAGAUGCGUGGUGUGCUGAUGGGGGGCACCUUGGGCCGCAGUGGCAUGUCCCCUCCACCCUGCAAGCUGCCCUGCCUCUCACCGCCUACCUACGCCACCUUCCAAGCCACCCCAACCCUCAUUCCCAUGGAGACAGCAGCUCUAUACCCAUCUUCAGCACUGCUCCCGGCUGCCAGGGUGCCUGCUGCCCCACCCGUUGCCUACUACCCAGGUCCAGCCACUCAACUCUACCUGAACUACACAGCCUACUACCCAAGCCCUCCAGUCUCCCCCACCACUGUGGGCUACCUCACCACACCCACUACUGCCCUGGCCUCUGCUCCCACCUCAGUGUUAUCCCAGCCAGGAGCCUUGGUCCGCAUGCCGGGUGUGCCAUACACAGCUGGUAGGAAGGAUCUGCUCAGCGUCUUCCAGGCCUACCAGCUAGCCCCUGAUGAGUACACCAGUCUGAUGCCUGUUGGUGACCCAUCUCGAACUGUGUUGCAAACCUCCAAGGAAUGGGUGUGUUUGCAGAAGAGAAAGCCAGGACGUAAGAGCCAGCUGAUAUCCUCAGCAAAUAUGUCUCUCCUGCGUCCAGAAACCAGCGCCCUCAACACAGUAGCUUCUUUCUGGCUUGUCAAAGCUCUCAGAAGGUACCUAGAGGAGCCCAAAGCCCCAGCUCUGUCCUCCACUUUUUCUUCUGCCUGUUUACCCCAAAGACAAUGGCUGGACCGUGCAUGCAGGGCUGGGAGUGGAAUGGGGUAACCAGCUCCUGAUGGCCUGAGCCAGGCAUCUUGACUGGCACCUGGAGAGCCCUUUGGUCUGUCCUGGCUGUGGCCCAUGACGACAGAUAUCCUGGGGCUGACAGGUCCAUGGCAGGCUUGCUUUGUUUUUUAAAAUGGAAGCUCUGGUAACUUCAAGUAUAACUCUUGGGAGAAUGAAGGGUCCAUCUGAGCCUCUGAGUAAAGAUCCCAAUGUUCUACCUCCCCCAUCCCUCUCAUGGGGGAUGGGGAGGCAGAGAGAGCCAGCCCCUACCCUCGGGAUAUUUGGACCUCAGAGACCAUGUUGUGCCAGGGGUGGUCCCACCUAAAGAUGCUAGCCCCUCUCUGGGUGAGCCUAAGGAGUAACAGAUGGCAAAACCACAAACUAUUUUGAUGGACUGUACUGCAGUAUCCCCAGAAGACAUUAGGGGGCAGGAGGCCCCCACACAAAAACUCGGGCCUGAUU
Molecule: messenger RNA, 4695 nt
Organism: Callithrix jacchus (white-tufted-ear marmoset)
Lineage: Eukaryota; Metazoa; Chordata; Mammalia; Primates; Cebidae
Source: RefSeq, a predicted model, not a curated record